Molecule: messenger RNA, 270 nt
Organism: Aspergillus caelatus
Lineage: Eukaryota; Fungi; Ascomycota; Eurotiomycetes; Eurotiales; Aspergillaceae
Exons: 2
Coding region: 1-270 (89 amino acids)
Source: RefSeq, a predicted model, not a curated record
AUGUGCUGGCAGAUCUGUCGUACCUAUCAAGACUGUCCCCACAUGUACCGAUAUGACUAUGGAAAGUGUAGCGAUGCUAAAGCUCGUUCGAAUCAACAUUUUUGUGUUGGUCCGGAUGGCACUAUGCGCUCCCUCGAACGAACAAUUGAUCUUGCGCAGCACAAACACCCUUCAGCUCUGAGGGUUCACAUAUGGGGCUUGUUGAGUAGUAAAGGUAUCCUUCCCUCCAGCUGCCGCGAUAUCGAUAUCUUCACUCCCUCUUAUGUCUAG